This is a messenger RNA of Myodes glareolus (Bank vole), 4412 nucleotides long. The record is from RefSeq and is a predicted model, not a curated record. NCBI's taxonomy places the organism in Eukaryota, Metazoa, Chordata, Mammalia, Rodentia, Cricetidae.
AUUUGGGGGCCCUCUUUUAAAACGACCAUCUCCCCCUCCUCUCUCUCCAGGACCCGGCUGGGAUUUUCGAGCUGGUGGAAGUGGUUGGAAAUGGCACCUAUGGACAAGUCUAUAAGGGUCGACAUGUUAAAACAGGUCAGCUGGCGGCCAUCAAGGUUAUGGAUGUCACUGAGGAUGAAGAGGAAGAAAUAAAACUGGAGAUAAAUAUGCUGAAGAAAUAUUCUCAUCAUAGAAAUAUUGCAACAUACUAUGGUGCUUUCAUUAAAAAGAGCCCUCCAGGACAUGAUGACCAACUCUGGCUUGUUAUGGAGUUUUGUGGGGCUGGGUCCAUCACAGACCUUGUGAAGAACACCAAAGGGAACACACUCAAAGAAGACUGGAUUGCCUACAUCUCCAGAGAAAUCCUCAGGGGCCUGGCACAUCUCCACGUUCACCACGUUAUUCACCGAGAUAUCAAGGGGCAGAAUGUGCUGCUGACCGAGAAUGCGGAGGUGAAACUUGUUGAUUUUGGUGUGAGCGCUCAGCUGGACAGGACGGUUGGCCGGAGAAAUACAUUCAUAGGCACACCCUACUGGAUGGCUCCUGAGGUCAUUGCCUGCGAUGAGAACCCAGACGCUACUUAUGACUACAGGAGUGAUCUUUGGUCUUGUGGCAUCACAGCAAUUGAGAUGGCAGAAGGUGCCCCCCCUCUCUGUGACAUGCAUCCCAUGAGAGCACUGUUUCUCAUCCCUAGAAACCCUCCUCCCAGACUGAAGUCAAAAAAAUGGUCAAAGAAAUUUUUCAGCUUUAUAGAAGGCUGCCUGGUGAAGAAUUACAUGCAGCGGCCCUCUACAGAGCAGCUUUUGAAACACCCUUUCAUAAGGGACCAGCCCAAUGAAAGGCAGGUUCGAAUCCAGCUGAAGGAUCAUAUAGACCGGACCAGGAAGAAGAGGGGGGAGAAAGAUGAAACCGAGUAUGAGUACAGCGGGAGUGAGGAGGAAGAGGAGGAAGUGCCUGAACAGGAAGGAGAGCCAAGUUCCAUUGUCAAUGUGCCUGGAGAGUCGACUCUGCGCCGUGAUUUCCUGAGACUGCAGCAGGAGAACAAGGAGCGUUCUGAGGCUCUGCGGAGACAGCAGCUUCUCCAGGAGCAGCAGCUCCGGGAGCAGGAGGAGUAUAAGAGGCAGCUGUUGGCGGAGAGGCAGAAACGGAUUGAACAGCAGAAGGAACAGAGGAGGCGGCUGGAAGAGCAACAAAGAAGAGAGCGUGAAGCCAGGAGGCAGCAGGAGCGAGAGCAGCGAAGGCGAGAACAAGAAGAAAAGAGGCGUCUAGAGGAACUGGAGAGGAGGCGCAAAGAAGAAGAGGAGAGGAGAAGGGCUGAGGAGGAGAAGAGGAGAGUGGAGCGGGAGCAGGAGUACAUCAGGCGGCAGCUAGAGGAGGAGCAGCGGCACCUGGAAAUCCUGCAGCAGCAGCUGCUCCAGGAGCAGGCCAUGUUACUGGAGUGCCGAUGGCGGGAGAUGGAGGAGCACCGGCAGGCAGAGAGGCUCCAGAGGCAGUUGCAACAAGAACAAGCAUAUCUCCUGUCUCUACAGCACGACCACAGGAGGCCGCACCCGCAGCAGCAGCCGCAGCAGCCGCAGCAGGAUAGGAGCAAGCCAAGCUAUCAUGCUCCAGAGCCCAAGCCUCACUACGACCCUGCUGACAGAGCUCGGGAGGUGGAAGAUAGAUUUAGAAAGACUAACCACAGCUCCCCUGAGGCCCAGUCUAAGCAAACAGGCAGAGGAUUGGAGCCGCCGGUGCCUUCCCGAUCAGAAUCUUUUUCCAAUGGCAACUCCGAGUCUGUGCACCCUGCCCUGCAGAGACCAGCGGAGCCACAGGUACAGUGGUCCCACCUGGCAUCUCUCAAGAACAAUGUUUCCCCUGUCUCGAGAUCCCAUUCCUUCAGUGACCCUUCUCCUCCCAAAUUCGCACACCACCAUCUUCGCUCUCAGGACCCAUGUCCACCUUCCCGCAGUGAGGUGCUCAGUCAAAGCUCUGACUCUAAGUCAGAGCUACCUGACCCCACCCAAAAGGCUUGGUCUAGAUCAGACAGUGACGAGGUGCCUCCAAGGGUUCCUGUGAGAACAACAUCUCGUUCCCCUGUCUUAUCCCGUCGGGAUUCCCCACUGCAGAGCAGUGGGCAGCAAAAUAGCCAAGCAGGACAGAGAAACUCCACCAGCAGUAUUGAGCCCCGGCUCCUAUGGGAGAGAGUGGAGAAGCUGGUCCCCAGGCCCGGCAGUGGCAGCUCCUCAGGGUCCAGCAACUCAGGAUCCCAGCCUGGCUCCCAUCCUGGGUCUCAGAGCGGCUCUGGUGAACGCUUCAGAGUGAGAUCAUCGUCCAAGUCUGAAGGCUCUCCAUCUCAGCGCCUUGAAAAUGUAGCCAAAAAACCUGAGGAAAAGAAAGAAGUAUUUCGACCUCUCAAGCCUGCUGGUGAAGUGGACUUGACUGCAUUGGCCAAAGAGCUUCGAGCAGUGGAAGAUGUUCGACCACCUCACAAAGUGACAGACUACUCUUCCUCCAGUGAGGAGUCUGGGACCACGGAUGAGGAGGAGGAGGACGUGGAGCAGGAGGGGCCUGAUGACUCCACCUCAGGACCGGAGGACACCAGAGCAGCGUCAUCUCUGAAUCUGAGCAAUGGGGAAACAGAAUCUGUGAAAACUAUGAUUGUUCAUGAUGAUGUGGAAAGUGAGCCAGCCAUGACCCCAUCCAAGGAGGGCACCCUGAUCGUCCGCCAGAGUACAGUUGACCAAAAGCGUGCCAGCCAUCAUGAGAGCAAUGGCUUUGCCGGUCGCAUUCACCUCUUGCCAGAUCUCUUACAGCAAAGCCAUUCCUCCUCCACUUCCUCCACCUCCUCCUCCCCAUCCUCCAGCCAGCCGACACCCACCAUGUCCCCACAGACACCCCAGGACAAGCUCACUGCUAAUGAGACUCAAUCCGCUAGUAGCACACUCCAGAAACACAAAUCUUCCUCCUCCUUUACACCUUUUAUAGACCCCAGGUUACUACAGAUUUCUCCAUCUAGUGGAACGACAGUUACUUCCGUGGUGGGAUUUUCCUGUGAUGGAAUGAGACCAGAAGCCAUAAGGCAAGAUCCUACUCGGAAAGGCUCGGUGGUCAAUGUGAACCCCACCAACACUAGACCACAGAGCGACACCCCUGAGAUUCGUAAAUACAAGAAGAGGUUUAACUCGGAGAUACUGUGUGCUGCCUUAUGGGGGGUGAAUUUGCUAGUUGGCACAGAGAGCGGUCUGAUGCUCUUGGACAGAAGUGGCCAAGGGAAAGUGUAUCCUCUGAUCAACAGAAGACGGUUCCAGCAGAUGGAUGUUCUCGAGGGCCUGAAUGUCUUGGUGACAAUAUCUGGCAAAAAGGAUAAGUUACGUGUCUACUAUUUAUCCUGGUUAAGAAAUAAAAUCCUUCAUAAUGACCCAGAAGUUGAGAAGAAGCAAGGGUGGACCACUGUGGGCGAUUUGGAAGGAUGCGUACACUAUAAAGUGGUAAAAUAUGAAAGAAUCAAAUUUCUGGUAAUUGCUUUGAAGAGUUCUGUGGAAGUCUAUGCGUGGGCACCGAAGCCAUAUCACAAGUUUAUGGCCUUUAAGUCAUUUGGAGAACUGGUACAUAAACCAUUACUGGUGGAUCUCACUGUUGAGGAAGGCCAGAGGUUGAAAGUGAUCUAUGGAUCUUGUGCUGGAUUCCAUGCUGUUGAUGUGGAUUCAGGCUCAGUCUAUGACAUUUAUCUACCAACACACGUAAGAAAGAACCCACACUCUAUGAUUCAGUGUAGCAUCAAACCCCAUGCAAUCAUUAUUCUCCCCAACACGGAUGGAAUGGAGCUUCUGGUGUGCUAUGAAGAUGAGGGGGUUUAUGUAAACACGUAUGGAAGGAUCACCAAGGAUGUGGUUCUGCAGUGGGGAGAGAUGCCAACAUCUGUAGCAUAUAUCCGAUCGAACCAGACCAUGGGCUGGGGAGAGAAGGCGAUCGAGAUACGGUCUGUGGAAACCGGCCACUUGGAUGGUGUAUUUAUGCACAAAAGGGCUCAAAGACUAAAAUUCUUAUGUGAACGCAAUGACAAGGUGUUCUUCGCCUCUGUUCGGUCUGGUGGCAGCAGUCAGGUUUAUUUCAUGACCUUAGGCAGGACUUCUCUUCUGAGCUGGUAGAGGUGGUGUGAGCUGGGAUCACUGACCCCCGGAGUCGUCAAGACCCUUGAGAACUUGGAAUUCCUUGCAACUGGAGCUCAGAGCUGCGCCGGUGCAGCCAGGACAGCUGUAUAUGCAGGCCUCUUGCGUGUUGGGUCCUCUCCCCUCCUUCCUACACUUUUUGCCAGUUUAUUCCCAUUCUCUCCUUUUCCUUACUCGAAAAUAAAUCAAGGCUGCAUUGCAGCUGGUGCUGUUUAGACUCUA